UAACCCUGCAUGCAACUUCCGCCAUAUCAAAACAAAUCUUUGCAGCCAAAAGAAGAACUUCUGUGCAAUCAAUGGCUACUAGCAUCAGUACAGGCUCUAGUGCCGAAUCAUCACAAAACAAGGUUUGUAAAGAAAUCAUACGCUGUGUUAACUUUGCAGCAUUGAAGCACAAGGACCAACGCAGAAAAGAUGAAAACCAAACACCGUAUGUGAACCAUGUUAUAGGGGUUGCAUAUAUUUUAACCCAUGAAGCAGGAGUGUGUGAUAUCCCAAUUAUUCAAGCUGCACUACUUCAUGACACUGUUGAAGACACAGACACAAGCAUUUAUGAAAUUCAGACUGAAUUUGGGGAAGAUGUAGCCAAUUUAGUAAGGGAAGUAACAGAUGACAAAACACUCUCAAAAGAGGAAAGAAAGCGCAAUCAAAUUCUUCAUGCACCGCAGUCUUCUAAUCGAGCCAAACUUGUGAAGCUGGCAGAUAAAUUAUACAACCUCCGUGACUUAAGGCGCACCACCCCGCAAGGCUGGACACAGGAACGAGUGCAAGAGUACUUUGAAUGGGCAGCAAAAGUCGUAGCGGGAUUAAGGGGAACAAACAAAAAUUUGGAGGAUACACUGGAUGUGCUGUUUUCCGAGAGGGGCAUACAUAUAUGAUUUUUAAUUUGACAGCUUUUGUUUUGAAAUUACAGCUAACAAGAAGUUGUUUAGAUUUAAACCCCUGGGUCAAUAUUUUUAUAAGGCAACUUGUACUGUUUACCUCAGGUAAGUAACUAUUUGAGAAUGUUUUAAGAUUAUAGUGCCAUUAAAUAGUUGUAUCUGAUCAUUUAAUCCAUUGAAAAGUGUAGAUUAUUAUAGUUACCCCGUAAGACUUACAACUAAACUGUGUUACUAAUAUCAACAGUCAACAUAGAUAGAAGAUAUCACUAAAUGAAAUUCAGCCUGAGGUAUUUAAACAGUGCUAUCUCUUACCAUGUCUAGAAUCUAGUUUCUGAAAUAAAAUUCUCACACAACUUUAUGUUAUAGGGUCAUCUUAGAUAUGUUGUAUUGAGCAAAGAUAGUGGGACAUUUCUGAUUAAAGCAGAGAAUCACUGAUUCCAUUGCCACCAAUGGUAUGUGUAUACUACAGUGGAUGAGAAAAGAAACUGAGUAUCAUUUUGAUUUGCUGUAUGUUAUGUUAAAAAUGGCAAAAGAAAAGUUGUUUUGUAAAAAUCCACUUAUCAUUUUUUUUAAAACAGUAAUGGAAUAUCAUAGACAGCAUGUAUUAAAUGCUUAAAUGUUCUGUUCCUAAUUUGACCUUUAAAUAGUGCAAUAUCAUAAAUGGUUAUUUGCCAGUAUUUGAAUGUGAGUCACAGAAUGGCUUUAAAUGUUUUUUCUUUUUUUUUGUCUUGUGUGAUACUUAUUUACCAUAGGAUUUUAUAUCCAAUUUGACAUUUAUUUUAUCUCUCUGGUUGAUCAAUUGCUUUGUUAAAGAUUUGUGUAUGUAAGUUUGUCUUGUUCUUUGAAGUCAAAUAUUUGCAUACUAUUAACAUUUAGUUGAGAUGACUAUAAAAGGCGCCACUUGUAGUCUACUAAAAUAUAAAUUGUUAUGCCAGUGAAACCAUGAUUCACAGAAAGGCAUUUUUUAAAAUAAAAUAUAUUUAUUUUCCAUUGAAAUAGGUUUUUAACUGUGAAUAGCAACAUUUUUAGUGUGCAACUGGUAAGAAAAAAUAAUCAUUAAUCCCUUUGUUUUAUAGUUAACAAUAAUCCACUUGUUAAAAUUACAAGUAACUUGUUUAAUUAUUUAUGAAAUCUAAUGCAGAUAUUAUUCUUGAGAGUUUUUCAAAUCCUAAACUCAUAAGCAACAUAUUUUUAAAAUUAUUAUUUACUGCGGGAAUAUCCUAUUGUGGUCAUGACCUUACUUUUACAUGGACUUUUUUUUUAAUGCUGGGAAAAAUGAAAUGUUUAUUUAAUAGAGAAUUAUGUAUGACUUUUUCCACAUUUCUAAGUUUAUCUAUAAAUCAUUUGUUCAAGUAAUACUUUUUUUAAAUGCUAGUUAUCUCCAUUGGAAAGCAAAGUGGUUGUGCUAGAAGCUUUGUUACUGCACAAUUACAUUUGUUCUGAACAAAUCCUCAACAGUUGCUUGAGAAUUCAGAUUGUUUUCUUGGCACUUAUUGAUGCAACAGUUCAUUAAAUACUCUGACUGAUCUAUUACCACCAUUAACAUCAAAACUUGUUGCUAGUUUUCAUCAAUCCCUAUUUGACUACUGCAACUUUACUCGGUAAUUUGUACUUUGAUAAAAUCUUUAGAAUUUGUUUUAUGGUUGUCUGUACAGCAUGGCUUAUAUCCUAUUUAUUUUAAACUAAAAACAUGAUCAUCUAGUUUUAUCUCAUAACCAAGGAAAACCCAAUAUAUAAUGUUAACUAUUUUUUUAUUUAUUUUUUGGCAAAAAUUCAUAAAAAUUAAUUAUUAAAAACAUACUUGUAGUUUCAGAUUUGCUUUAGACAGCAUUUUUCAUUCACCAUACUUUUUUAAACUGCUGUUAAGUCCUAGUAGCUCAUGCUGCAUGGUGGAUUUCCUGGUUAGUAUAGCCUAAAGAAACUUGACAUGCUGUACAUACCUGCUUAUGUAAAGUAAAAUGAUCAUCAUUGUAAGUGUAGUAAAAUAUCUAUGUUUACAUAUCGGUUAUAAUGCAACACAUUCCAGCAUUAUAUUUUCAAAUGUUGUAAUCAAUUGGAAACUACCAAUCUGACAUAUUUUGAUAUUUAUGUAUAGGCCUACUAGAUAUAGGUGUGAUUAUUAAAUGGUAUCAUUGAUUUCAAGAUAUAGGAUAAUUUAAAAAAAAUGAAACCUUGUACAUUUUGCUGGCAACAACUCCAUCAUGAAGAUGUUUUUCUGGGGGCUGUGUGGUCUGGUUUGUUCCACUAAUAAAAUUGAGUACUGUUUUUAAUGGCUUGAUUUAUAUUCUCUCAGUUUUAAUUCAGUUUACUUCUCUUUAAAAAUAAUGUUUUUUUUUUGUUUCAAUCUUGUUUUUAGACCAGUUUAUAUCUAAUUUUGUUUACUAUUUAAACUGCAUAUUUUUGUUCCAUAAAAUAAGCUGUAUUUUGAAUAGUUUACCUUUAUAUUUAUUAUAUGCAACAAAAUACAAUUUGUUUAUUGAAAUAGUUAAUAUAAAAAAAUAUCAAGAAAAAUAAAUGCUUAUAUUUAAAUGAUAAUUGACAAUAUUAUGAGUAGGCCUAAAGCUAUUUUCUCUUUAGUUUCUGUAUCUAAGAUGUUGAAUUUUAUAGUAGUUUACCUUAAUGUGAUUGUAACUUGUGCCAUUUAAAGAAGCCUUGGUGAAUUUUAGCCUUUAAAUUGUUUCAUCUUACCCAUUGUCUAUUACAGGCCAUGUUUUAAAUGAAAAAAGUGUUAGUUAUAUGUCCAUAAAUCAACUAUAUGUAGUUUACAUUUUGUUGUGCUGAUGAUACAUCUUGAUAUAUAGAAUGCUGUAUGGACAUAAAUUAGCUGGCUGAGACUCUGGUUGAAAACAUAUUUAGAUAGUUAGCUGAUAAUGUUUCACAUUUUUAAAAUAUAUUUGCAACAUAGCAGAUGCAUUAAACACUGUCCCAAAACUUGAAACAUAGCUGAUGCAAUGACCACUGGCCUGAAUAUUGGGACAUAGCUGAUGUGAUUACUACUAGCCCAAUACUUGGGAAAUAUAGCAGAUGCAAUAACCAUUGGCCCCAAUCUUGAAACAUCGUGGGCACAAUGGCCACUGGCCUGAAUAUUGGGACAUAGAUGAUGUGAUCACUACUAGCCCGAUACUUGGAACAUAACUGAUGCAAUGACCACUUAACCAAAACUUGGAGGCAUAGCAGAUGCAAUGACUACUGGCCUGAAUAUUCAGACAAAGCAGAUGUAAUGAACAAUAGUAAAGUUCAAUACUUGGGACAUAGCUGAAGCAAUGACCACUGGCCUGAAUAAUGAAAUAAAGCUAAUGUAAUGACCAAUAGUAUAGCCCAAUACUUGGGACAUAGCGGAUGCAAUGACCACUGGCCUGAAUAAUGGGACAAAGCAGAUGUAAUGACCAAUAGUAUAGCCCAAUUCUUGGGACAUAGCAGAUGCAAUGACCACUAGCCCUAUACUUGGGACCUAGUGGAUGCAAUGACCACUGUCCUGAAUAAUGAAAUAAAGCUAAUGUAAUUACCAGUAGUAUAGCCUAAUACUUGAGACAUAGCAGAUGCAAUGACCACUAGCCCAAUACUUGGGACCACUAGCCCAAUACUUGGGACAUUGCCGAUGCAAUGACCACUGGCCUGAAUAAUGAAACAAAGCCGAUGUAAUGACCAAUAGUAUAGCCUAAUACUUGAGAAAUAGCAGAUGCAUUGACCACUGUCCUGAAUAAUGAAAUAAAGUAGAUGUAAUGACCAAUACUUGGGACAUAGCGGAUGCAAUGACCACUUGUUAAACACUUGAAAACUGCUGGAGAACUACUCAAACACAGCCUACUAGCUGCUGAGAUAACCAUAGCCACCUAUUUGGAAAUCAAUUUAGAUUUUUAUAUCUAAUCUUUACAGUAGAGAUCAUGGAAUCAUCUUUGAUAUUGAUACAGUGAAUCUGUAUAGCAUGUGUUAAUAUUUUGCUUUUAACAGUAUUAAACACUGUUUUUGUGAUGAACAACCAUGAAUAUAUUUAGAUCAAACAGUAUUUUAUCUCCCUGCUUGUUUAUUAGUCAAUAUGGAUAAUGGUAGAAUAGUUUUGUCCAUACUGAAAGUGUAAUAUGUAGUGUUUGUCUAAUAAAUAAUCCUGAAACAAUAGAAUAGGUAGUUUCUUUUGUUAUGUUUUUUUUUGUUCUAAAAUUGUAAUUUAAAAUUUUUUUGUUGUUGCUUAGUAUUUUAAAAAAAAUGAUUGUGUUGUAUAUUUUAAAUGCUAUUUUGUAUAUCAUCUGUUAUAUCUGGUAAUUAAUGUUCAAUUCUAAUUCCAUUGUCUUAUGUUAACAAUUAAUGUUUUAAUAGUUAAAACAAAAAUACUUUUGCAUCCAUUGAUUACCAUCCAUACUUCGGUGUGCUUGAAUUUUGUAAUAGCAUGAACAUGCAUAGAACAAUUCAUCUUGCAUUGUGCUUAAUUGUCUGUUGUGUAUCUUAGAUUUUCCUAUAAUUUAACAAUAUUUGUAUUAUUUUAUUAUGGAGGAGGGGAGAUAACCACUCUAUUUUUUUCCCCUUAAUAACAAAGACAAAUAUUUUAAAUUUUUUUUUUACAAGUUUAGACUUUUGUUCUCCUUAUAAAUUUACACAGUAAGCACAUUCAUUUCACAAGUAGUCUUGGGUAAAUAAAGAAAAAUUUAUUUUUAUUACACAAAACGUUAUAGAUCUAUAUCAAUUGGAGAAAUUUAUUUAGUGCACUGUCACAUUUAAAAUACCAUCUUUUCACAUUUAUUGAGAUAUAAAUUUUUUACAUAGAAAUAUUUAACUGCUUUACAAUAAUAACUAUUUUAUGAUUGUAUGUGUAUACCUAAAUGUUAGAUCAAGCUUGAACUGUGAAGACUGAGCAUCUGCAAGCUGUCUCUGUAGUCUUUACGAAGCCUUGACCUUUACCUUGUUGACAUAGAUGAUGAAAUUGUUACAAUUUACCACCCUUUAGAGUUGUGUACAACCUAUUCAUCAUCCUUUAGAGUUGUUUUACACAUGUGCAUUGAUAUUACUGGUGUUGGUUAACUGUUGAUAUUAUACAUUGUUUGUCUUCAUUAAUAAAGCUUUUGAAUGGAUA
Physella acuta is the source of this 5721-nucleotide messenger RNA. RefSeq names its product guanosine-3',5'-bis(diphosphate) 3'-pyrophosphohydrolase MESH1. The record is from RefSeq and is a predicted model, not a curated record. Lineage: Eukaryota; Metazoa; Mollusca; Gastropoda; Physidae. Gene Ontology annotation, molecular function: guanosine-3',5'-bis(diphosphate) 3'-diphosphatase activity.